Molecule: messenger RNA, 1918 nt
Organism: Equus caballus (horse)
Lineage: Eukaryota; Metazoa; Chordata; Mammalia; Perissodactyla; Equidae
Gene: CATSPER2
Product: cation channel sperm associated 2
Biological process (GO): fertilization; transmembrane transport; flagellated sperm motility
Cellular component (GO): membrane; CatSper complex
Molecular function (GO): calcium-activated cation channel activity
Source: RefSeq, a predicted model, not a curated record
CCGGAGUGCGGGGCGGGGCCGAGGCGGCGAGCGGGGCCGGGAGGGGACCUGGGCCGCCGUGAGCGGAACCUGGGGGGCGGCGGGGCGGAGCUGGAAAUGGGCCGCAGCGCGGCCGGGAGCCGACCCUGAGCUCGCCCUGCGAGAGGAGAGCCGGACACAGGGGGCGCCAGAGCCGGGGGCGGAGGAGUGAAGUCAGGGCUGAGUGGGCGGAAGCGAGCCUGGGCUGAGACAUGGCCACUUAUCACCAAGCGGGACACAUGCAACUGCCCCGAGCUGAUGCUAUUCGUUCACGUCUCAUUGAUACUUUCUCUCUCAUCGAGCAUCUGCAAGGCUUGAGCCAGGCUGUGCCACGGCACACUAUCCGAGAAAUACUUGAUCCUUCUCGUCAGAAGAAACUUAUGUUGGGAGAUCAACACCAGCUUGUGCGCUUCUCCAUAAAGCCUCGUCAUGUAGAACGGAUUACACACAGCCAGAGGCUGAUGAGCAGCCUUUGCGUGCGCUACAGUGAGAGGCCACCUCUUUCUUUGUGGGCUGGAUGGGUCAUUGAGCGUCCUCUCUUCACAAACUUCAUCAUCUUCCUUAUCUUUUUGAAUACGAUUGUCCUGAUGGUUGAAAUAGAAUUGCUUGAAUCCUCAAAUACCAAACUGUGGCCACUGAAGCUGACUCUGGAGGUGGCAGCUUGGUUCAUCUUGCUUGUUUUCAUCUUGGAGAUCCUUCUGAUGUGGCUAUCCAGCUUUUUCCUCUUCUGGAAGAAUGCCUGGAAUGUCUUUGACUUUGUUGUCACCAUAUUGUCCCUGCUUCCUGAGGUUGUGGUGCUGGUGGGGGUUACAGGCCAGUCUGUAUGGCUCCAGUUGCUGAGGAUCUGCCGUGUGCUAAGGUCUCUCAAACUCUUUGCACGAUUCCGUCAAAUUCGAGUCAUUAUUUUGGCCCUGGUCAGGGCCCUCAAGAGCAUGACCUUCCUCUUGAUGUUGCUGCUCAUCUUCUUCUACAUUUUUGCUGUGACUGGUGUCUACUUCUUCGAGCAUUACACCCGUUCAACUCGCCAGGACCUGGAGUACCGCAUGUUCUUCUCAGACCUGCUGAAUUCCCUAGUGACAGUAUUCAUUCUCUUCACCAUGGAUCAUUGGUAUGCACUGCUUCAGGAUACCUGGAAAGUGCCUGAAGUCAGCCGUACCUUCAGCAGCAUCUAUGUCAUUCUUUGGUUGUUACUUGGUUCCAUUAUCUUUCGAAAUAUCAUAGUGGCCAUGAUGGUUACUAACUUUCAGAAUAUCAGGAAUGAGCUGAAUGAGGAGAUGACGCAUCUGGAGGUUCAGCACAAAGCCGACAUAUUCAAGCGGCAGAUUAUCCAGAGGAGGCAAAACCUGUACCCUGAGACACUGAGGUCAAGCCUUAGCAAAAUUGAUGCCAGAGAUGCCAGUCAACAAGAGGAAUCUUUGGUCUUAUCAGAAGCUUCUCAAGAAAAGUCUAAAUACGCUGCCACUGAAGAGGGUUCAAAAACAAAAGAGUCCUUGUCAAAAAUGAAAAAGUCCUCAUCUUCUUCUUCCUCUUCCUCUUCCUCAACUUCAUCUUCCUGCUCCGCCUCUUCUGACUCCAGAUAUUUUGACUCUCUUGGUCAUUUGGACUGGGAGACUCAUGUGCACCAGAAUCUGCCUGGGCUAAUGGAUAUGGAUCAGGAUGAACGUGUUGUUUGGCCUAGAGAUUCACUCUUCCGAUAUUUUGAGUUGCUAGAAAAGCUUCAGUAUAACCUGGAGGAGCGUAAGCGGUUGCAAGAGUUUGCAGUGCAGGCACUGAUGAACUUUGAAGACAAGUAAAACCGACAAUGGAUGACUUCGAUAUCUUUGGCAAAAGAUAAUGAAAGGAAUAGGUGGAAAUGGAGAAUUCAAAGUAUAAAUGUCUAAUAAAUACUGCUGAUAAUUGC